AUGGGAGAGCUCAAUUUCUUUCUAGGCUUGCAAAUCAAGCAAACUACAGAAGGCAUAUUCAUCCAUCAAGAAAAAUAUGCAAAGGAACUUGUCAAGAAGUUUGGGCCGGACUAUGCUAAGCCAAUGGGAAUCCCCAUGCAUCCUAAUAUCAAGCUUGAUAAGGAUGAACAUGGUAGAGAUGUUGAUGAGACACGCUAUAGAGAGAUGAUUGGAUCUUUGAUGUAUCUAACCUCCUCAAGGCCUGAUAUCAUCCAAAGUAUUGGAGUUUUCUCAAGGUUUCAAACAAAGCCUAAGGAGUCCCAUCUCUUAGCUGUCAAGAGGAUCAUCCGAUAUAUACUUGGUACCAUUGAUUAUGGGUUAUGGUUUCCUAAGACUGAUUCAUUUCAAUUAGUAGAUUUCUGCGAUGUAGAUUUUGCUGGGGAUAGAAUUGAUAGAAGAAGCACAAGUGGCAUGUGCUGCUUUCUUGGGAAAUCUCUCAUUGUUUGGUCUAGCAAGAAGCAAGUUGCAGUGGUACUUUCAACAGCCAAAGCUGAGUAUAUUGCAGCCUCCUCUUGUUGUUCUCAAUUAUUAUGGCUGAAAACUUAA
Arachis duranensis is the source of this 585-nucleotide messenger RNA. RefSeq names its product secreted RxLR effector protein 161-like. The transcript has a single exon. Lineage: Eukaryota; Viridiplantae; Streptophyta; Magnoliopsida; Fabales; Fabaceae. The record is from RefSeq and is a predicted model, not a curated record. Bases 1 to 585 code for a protein of 194 amino acids.